AUGAGAAAAGAUAGAUUUGAUUUUUUAGUUGAUUAUAUUGCAGAAUUCAAUAGAAUUCAACAAGGAAUUCAAAAUGAAACAGAAAUAGAAAGAUUAAAAGAUUUUUGGUUUUUUGAAAUUACCAAGUCUAAAUUAGAAAAUGAUGAUAAACAAAAACUUAAUGAACUCAAAGAAGAAUGUAUAAGAGAAUUAGAACAAACACAACCUGGCACAAAUGAUUUCAAUCAUAUAAGAGAUGGAAUAUGUUAUAAAAAAGAAAUACCAAAUCUAGAAGUGAAUAGAUGUUGGUUUAGAGAAAUUAGAAAUAGCAGAAACUUGUCUGAAGAACAAAAAGUUGCUUUAAAUAUACAACAUGAUGAGAAAUUAAAAGCAUUAUCAAAUGAAAAAUAUAAUAAAAUCAAUGAAGAAAUUCCUAAAAUUGAAACUGCUGCUGAAAUUUAUAAAGAUAAUGAAUAUGAUCAAUAUUUUAUUGAUAAAUCAAAUAACCAAUUUCAUUCAAUAUAUAAAAUUGAAGAUGUAGAUGAAUUUGUUAAUAACAUAAUCAAGAAAAAUUAUCUUUACAAAACAAUAAAAGAAAUAUUCGAUCAAGAAAAUAAUGUAAUAACUUUUAGUAAAAUAGUUGAACCAAAUGAUAAUAAACAAUUUUUUUUUAAAAAAAUUAGACCACUAGUAAAAAAUCAAGAAUAUCUAAACAAAAUUGAUAAAAUCUUAGAAAAAGAUGAUUUAGAUGAUGUUACAGAUAAUAAAAAACAAAAACAAACCUCUAGAAGAAUGAAAAAAAUAAAAGAAGAUAUUAAUAUGAUAAUUCCCAAAACACAAUCAUUUCUAAUGUAA
This is a messenger RNA of Cetraspora pellucida, 834 nucleotides long. Lineage: Eukaryota; Fungi; Glomeromycota; Glomeromycetes; Diversisporales; Gigasporaceae. The record is from the annotation of a GenBank genome assembly.